CUAUUCGAUUUCUUUCUUAAUUUCUCUCCUUCCAAACAUAGCACAUUCAGAGAGAGAGAGAGAGAGAGAGAGAGAGAGAGAGAUCGCGAAGAGUUCAGCCUUAUCCAAUUUAGGGUUCAAUCCUUAACCCAGUCCGAGACUUGUCGAAACCCUAAACUAGGAUCAGGUCUGAGCAAUCUGGUUGGUAGGAGCUUCAGUUUCGGAGAGUUAAUUUUCAUGUCUGAAUUAGACGCACAGGUUCCUACUACCUACGAUCCUUUUGCUGAGGCAAAUGCUGAGGACUCGGGUGCUGGGUCAAAGGAGUAUGUGCAUAUUCGUAUACAGCAGAGGAAUGGUAGAAAAAGCUUGACAACUGUCCAGGGGUUGAAGAAAGAAUUCAGCUAUAACAAGAUACUUAAAGACCUUAAGAAGGAGUUCUGUUGCAAUGGUACAGUUGUUCAGGACCCAGAACUAGGACAGGUUAUUCAACUUCAAGGCGAUCAGAGGAAGAAUGUAUCUACCUUCCUAGUUCAGGCUGGUAUUGUGAAGAAGGAGCAUAUUAAGAUUCAUGGUUUCUGAGCAUCUGGAAAUUUGAGUGUCAAGUCUAUCUGGCUCACUUCGAGUUGGGCAUAUAUGUGAUUGUGGUAUUUUUUGUUCUAGUUUUUUAAUAUCUGUUAUGUGGGAUUAUGGAAUUUAUGACAUUAUGUGCUAUUUACUUUAGUAACAUGUAUGAAAGCAGUUUGAUAAGAGUUCUAUACAACCUCAUUUUACAUAUCAGAUACUUGGAUGCGUUAAUCUUUAC
Molecule: messenger RNA, 781 nt
Organism: Gastrolobium bilobum
Lineage: Eukaryota; Viridiplantae; Streptophyta; Magnoliopsida; Fabales; Fabaceae
Product: protein translation factor SUI1 homolog 1
Exons: 5
Coding region: 217-558 (113 amino acids)
Biological process (GO): translational initiation
Molecular function (GO): RNA binding; translation initiation factor activity
Source: RefSeq, a predicted model, not a curated record